Anastrepha ludens (Mexican fruit fly) is the source of this 5237-nucleotide messenger RNA. RefSeq names its product protein Aster-B (gene GramD1B). Gene Ontology annotation, cellular component: endoplasmic reticulum membrane; endoplasmic reticulum-plasma membrane contact site; plasma membrane. Gene Ontology annotation, biological process: intracellular sterol transport. Gene Ontology annotation, molecular function: sterol binding; sterol transfer activity. The record is from RefSeq and is a predicted model, not a curated record. NCBI's taxonomy places the organism in Eukaryota, Metazoa, Arthropoda, Insecta, Diptera, Tephritidae. The transcript has 11 exons. The coding region runs from base 420 to 3608 and encodes 1062 amino acids.
GCAAUAUAUUCGUCGCAUACGUUUUCAAAAUAGCAACAACUGAAGUGAACACAAGCAGAUGUGAAAGAAUAUUUCUCAUUGUAAAAAACCUUUCAAGUGUAAGUUUUUUGCACUCGUGGAAUUUGGUAGAUUAUUCUUAGUUGUGCAUAAAAUAUCAAUAAAAUGAUGUGAAAAUUUUGAGAUAAUUAUGCUGGCGAAAUAGACAAACUUGAGCCUCAAUAUACCUAUGCUAAAUACACGAGAUACAGAAAAACCGAAAACCGAACUUAGCGGUCAGCGGAAUUCGCACAAGAGUAGCAAGAAGUCAACCAGGCGAAGAUGUGCGAAAUGUGCAGAAUAAUUUCCGCAGAUAUAUGGAUUUAAGGCGCUGUGAGAUAGCGAAGCGUUGUGAUUUCUGUUGAUCGGAAACUCGGUUUGUCAUGAAUAGUGCCACACCGAGAAAACCAGAAUCAACAACAAUCGCACCAAGGACAAAUAUAAAACCAGCUCCACUGCCGUCACAGUCGUCGCCGCCAUCGUUGGUAGCCGCUUCAAACAGCGUCACGAAAGUCAGUGAAACUUCCAAAUUAUUUUGUACUACUUCCGGAAAUAGUAAACCCAACGCGGAACGACCAACGCCACCACCAAGAACUGCGAAAUCAGCAAAAGCCUUGAAACUUGCAUCUGCUGCGGCGUCGGCUAGACAAACGCUAAUGAUAAAAAAUAUUGAAAACUUAUCAAGUCAUGCGAACGGCGACAACAAAGAUGAAGAAGAGGAAGAAAAAGAAAUUUGUUGUGGUCCCAACAGGAGAGAUUCCAUCACCGAGGACAUUGGAGCAGAACAGGUUAUUAAACUUAAAUCCAUCAAAGAGGGCAGCGAAGAGAACAAAUCUAUUUAUACCAACGCCACUAAAAUAGAAGCAGCUGAAACAAAUUCAACUUCAAACAAUAAACCCGAAACUGUCUGUGGUGAUUCAAAUUUGUCACCCGCACUCGCACCCGCUACACAAGAAGUGAAUCUUGAACGGGCAGCUGCGCAUGAAGAAACAGCCGCCCUCAUUGAUCUCAAUAAUUCCACAGAGGAUAUUGUUAAAACCUCAUCAGCUACAUCUGGGCCGGUUGAACGCCAACUCAGCGAAGUUGAAAAUACUGAAUUAGAUAAUCGGGACUCGGCAGCCGUAGCUACAGCGGACGACUUGUCCACAAAGACGCCUAAUUCUGGUGAUAGUCCGCUUAGUCGAAACAACUCCAUUGGUUUGGGAAAGAGGAAACUAUCGAAAACACCAUCGUUUUCAAAAAUAUCCAGUAGCCUGCAAAGCUCGCUGGGAGCGCUUAGUGGCAGUCGCCCUGAUGAGGAUACUAUCAGCAAAUCGAGCGAUACCUCGGGCGAGUUAGUGCGUGGUGUGGUUCAGGAUCCAACUGCUUCUGACAAGCCAAAGAGUGGCUCACGACUAUCGGAGCGCGCUAAAAAGAAAUCCUGGUACAAUGUAAUUUACCCGAAUUAUAAAUCACGUGCGGAGGAUUUCAAGAAGCUAUUCAAGGAAGUGCCGAGCGACGAGCGUCUAAUUGUUGAUUACUCGUGCGCUCUACAGCGUGACAUUCUUGUACAGGGGCGUUUAUACGUGUCACAGAACUAUGUUUGUUUCCAUGCCAAUAUCUUCCGCUGGGAGACCUAUUUAACUAUUCGUUGGAAGGAUGUCACCUCGAUAACAAAGGAGAAAACCGCACUUGUUAUACCCAAUGCCAUUUCGAUUUGUACAACUAAAGAGAAGUACUUCUUCGCCACAUUCACAACACGGGACAAAGCGUUUUUAAUGCUCUUUCGAGUAUGGCAAAAUACGUUAAUGAACAAGCAAAUGCUGCCGCAAGAAAUAUGGCAAUGGGUGCAUAAUUGUUAUGGCGAUGAACUCGGUUUAACCACAGAUGAUGAAGAUUAUAUAGAUCCGACCAGCGUAACAGCGGAGAGCGAAGGUGAUAUUGAUUUCGGAUCAGCCUUAGAAGACACAAAUUCGAUUGUUAGCUCCACAUUCGGCAGCAACUACAGCACAGCCAAUUCAAUACCAAUCGCCAACAAUAGCGGCGGCAAUAGCUCUAGCACAAGUAGUGGCGGCGGUGGUAAGCCCAGAACGAAAUCAUACUUUUUCGGUUCGAAUAAAUCGGUUGUGAACUUUUCGAACACAGCCUCAACCAGCGGUUCCGAUAAUAAAACAAGUGAUAAUAACAGCGCUGAACGCGAGCCAAAGUGCAUCAUGAAUGCAAAAGAAUUGACACUGACAUCGGUGAAGCCGGAAGAAGAAGCGGGCAAGUGCAAGGUAAACAGUUCUGCCAAUGAAAGUGGUAGUGGUGGGGUUAGUGGCUCCAGUAGAGAAACAAAAAGUUCAACUCUUAAAGCAUCUUCGCAUGACAUGAAACGCAAAGUGAAUAAAAGCACGCGAGAACGUGAUGAGGCGGCCAGCAAUAAUCAAACAAAUCUGCCCACAGACGUCUCCGUUUCGAGUGAUUCGGAGGAUAAUAAAGCACCAUUUGUUGCGACUGCUGAAUGCACAUCAGCCCAUGAAGGCCGUCAAUUAGUUCACACAAUACUUCCCAUCAAUGUAGAUACGUUGUUCAACAUGCUCUUCUCCAAGUCUAAGUUCUUGGUGGAGUUCCAUGCUAUGCGCAAAACUGAAAAUAUGUCUUUCGGCGAAUGGCUAACUAACGAGGAGGGUAAGAAGACGCGCGCGCUUGGCUUGACCGUGCAGUUAUUAGCUUCCGUUGGUCCAAAAGUGUCCAAGGUGACUGAGACGCAAGAAAUGCGGGAAUGUAGCAAACCAGGCGAACUGUAUUCCAUAGACGUAAUUAGUGUUAAUGCUGGAAUUCCAUAUGCUGAUAGUUUUAGUGUUUUAUUGCAUUACUGUUUAGUAAGAACCGUUGAUGACCAUACAAUGCUGUCUGUGCACGCUCAAAUUAAAUUCAAAAAGUCCAUUUGGGGUGUCGUCAAAGGUUUUAUAGAGAAAAAUACUUGGGCUGGCAUGGAAGAAUACUUUGGCGCAAUGCUGCAAGCUUUACAAAGUGAAACCUGCAUUCCACCCUCCAAGGCAAAAGGACGUCGCCCACGCCGGGGUAAGCACAACAAACACACAGUCACGAAUGCUAAUGCCACUAUCCUCGACAAAAAUGAUCAAUGUACUACGGCCCAAGUGCGUCCCACGGAGGAUGUACCGGAAAUACAAACCAAAACAGAACCCGUUGAAGUUGCAAUGACCACCAGCCGUCGUCACGUGCAACGCCUGCCAGUUGCCGUAACACAACAGCCCUCAAUCGAUGCCGAGCCGCAAAACAAACACAAAUGGCUGUCGGCGUUGGUCAUUGGUUUGCUGUGCUUUUUGAUCGGCUUGAAUGUGAUACUUUUACUAAAGCUUUGGACGUUGGAGGAGCGCAUUGAUGACGAUAUAAUCAAUCGAGCGCGUUUGCCUAAUUUAGCCACAUUGAAAGAGCUGCCCAAUUCGAACGAAGAGUGGAUGGAGCUAUUGCGCCAGCAGGAAAUCCUACAUGAAACGGAGUUAAAGAAAUGGCACAAAGUACUGCAAACUGCCAUUGAAUUGUUAAAAAAGACUGAACGAACGUUGGCCGCUCUCAUGUUUCGGUAAAGUCUUCCCAACAAAAGAGAAAUGACAAAUAUACACAAUUUUACAAUAGAUAGAACUCGAACUCAAACACAUGAACUCACAUACGCGUACAUGCAUAUGCACAUAUAUAUUUGUAGCAAAAAUUGCACAGCGAUUUCAAAAUAGCAAACGAAUUUUGCGGUCACUUAUUGCAAAGCAGCCGUUCCUUCAGUCGUACGUUUUGUUGUAUGUCGUUGUUUUUAGAAAUAAAGUCACAAGCAGUUCUUUAGUUUGUUCAGCACAAGUUUGUUAAGUUCUUGGCAUAAAUUAAGAAAUAAAAACAUUUCCAUAAUUUCUCUAAACAUUUAUUAGUCCCGCUGCUCUGCGCACGCUUUGCUUUGAUUUCAGUUAAAAUUCGCUUAUAAUUUUCUAUAAAGAUAAAGUGCAAUUUGUUGUUUAGAUUUUUGUUAAAAAAUGUAUAUUAAUCAAAUCUAUUCGUUAUUAAUUAUGCCGAUGUGUAUAUUGAAUGAUUCGAUCCGAAAAUGUAUUUACGUGCUAAGCAAAUAUGAGCCUGAGCUUAAGGUAUUAUUGUGACGCAUUGCAGCCCGUUUUUGAUAAUCGUGAGUUUUGUAAUUUACAAGGAAAAAUUUGAAAUAUUUCAAUAUUUCGCAAACCGCCGCUUAACCGAUUGCGCAGGCAAGUGUAACAAAUGAUUUGUGUUUUUGUUUUAAAAAGUUCGCCAAAGUUUCUCCGACACUAAUACAGAACAAGAAAAAACGCCCUCAGAGCAGCUUAUUUGUUAGCAUUUGUCUUACUUUAAGUACACACACAUAUAUAUUUUGUAAGCAAGAUUUUGGACAUUUUAUGCAUUAUUUAAAAUAAAUAAUCCGAAUUAUAAUAAUAAGCGAAAAUUGGAAAUGCAUGCGUUUUGGAGUUAUUUGUUUUUUUUUUAAUUCGUUAGUUAACUAAUUUUAUAAGUUGAAUAAUUUGAAUAUUAUGGAAUAAAACAGGCUAAAGGUUUUGCACUGAAAAAAUCAUCCUUAAAGUAUGCUACACGCGAUUCAGAACAAAGCCAGAGUUAGCUUGUUCCGCUUUUAUACUUUCGGGAAGCUCAUCCCGGCUUUUGUGGUACUAAGGCCAUUUAAACUCAGUUUAACUGGAUAGUUCAUUAUAUUGAAGAGUUAAAAACCUGGCCAUAAAAAAAUAUGUCAGCGCAGAGUAAACUGUGUGAGUGUUUUGUAAGUGAAAGCUCAUUACUAGUAUUUUUUGUAAACUGAAAGUAUCUCAUAAAUAUGUAACAUUGUGAAUAGAUUUGCAUAAACACAAAAAAGAGAAAAAAAAAAUAACACAGUUUCGUACGUUUGCCAUUAGUUGAGAUUGAAUUGUGUUUAACGUUAAGUUAGUGUUAUAAAUAUGAACUUGACUGUAAUUACAAUAGCAACGCAAUAUUAUUUGGCAAAGCUGAGCUAGUUACAUACAUUUGCAUGCUAUAUAUGUAAGUAAAUCUAUAAGUAAAUGAGUUGGCUAAUCAGCAAUUAUGUUGCAUUAGCAACACUUUAAGUGUAUUAAGUACGCAGAUUUAAAAUUUAUACAAAUCAAAAAUAAUUGAAUUAAAUUACGUAAAAUUACAAAUAAAUGCAAAAAUAUACCUAAAUUAUACAAAUAAAACAA